This is a messenger RNA of Arabidopsis thaliana (thale cress), 3126 nucleotides long. RefSeq lists its product as uncharacterized. The record is from RefSeq and is marked reviewed. The transcript is spliced from 57 exons. Bases 1 to 3126 code for a protein of 1041 amino acids. NCBI's taxonomy places the organism in Eukaryota, Viridiplantae, Streptophyta, Magnoliopsida, Brassicales, Brassicaceae.
AUGGCCUCUUUUGGGAGAAAAUGGGUAUACGUGUUGUCUAAACACCCUAAUCCAUCCCUAACUCUUAUAAUUAGUCAAAUGCAUUGGAUUGUGAAACAUUUUGACCAUAAAAACACUAACAAAACUGGAGAAAAUAGCCUCUUCUGGGAGAAAUUGGGAGAAAAUGGGUAUAAGUGUUGUCUAAACACUCCUAAUCCAUCUCUAACUCUUAUAAUUACCUCUUCUGGGAGAAAUUGGCCUCUUCUGAGAGAAAAUGGGUAUAAGUGUUGUCCAAACACUCCUAAUCUAUCUUUAUCUCUUAUAAUAACCUCUUUUGGGAGAAAAUGGGUAUACGUGUUGUCUAAACACUCUAAUCCAUCCCUAACUCUUAUAAUUAGUCAAAUGCAUUGGAUUGUGACACAUUUUGACCAUAAAAACACUAACAAAACUGGAGAAAAUGGGUAUAAGUGUUGUCUAAACACUCCUAAUCCAUCUCUAACUCUUAAAAUUACCUCUUCUGAGAGAAAAUGGCCUCUUUUGGGACAAAAUGGGUAUAAGUGUUGUCUAAACACUCCUAAUCCAUCUCUAACUCUUAUGAUUAGUCAAAUGCAUUGGAUUCUGACACAUUUUGACCAUAAAAACACUAACAAAAACUAUUUUAAAGAGAAAAUAGCCUCUUUUGGGAGAAAAUGGGUAUACGUGUUGUCUAAACACCCUAAUCCAUCCCUAACUCUUAUAAUUAGUCAAAUGCAUUGGAUUGUGAAACAUUUUGACCAUAAAAACACUAACAAAACUGGAGAAAAUAGCCUCUUCUGGGAGAAAAUGGUCUGUUUUAGGAGAAAAUGGCCUCUUCUGGGAGAAAUUGGGUAUAAGUGUUGUCCAAACAUUCCUAAUCUAUCUUUAUCUCUUAUAAUUAGUCAAAUGCAUUGGAUUGUGACACAUUUUGACCAUAGAAACACUAACAAAACUGGAGAAAAUGGGUAUAAGUGUUGUCUAAACACUCCUAAUCCAUCUCUAACUCUUAUAAUUACCUCUUCUGAGAGAAAAUGGCCUCUUUUGGGACAAAAUGGGUAUAAGUGUUGUCUAAACACUCCUAAUCCAUCUCUAACUCUUAUGAUUAGUCAAAUGCAUUGGAUUCUGACACAUUUUGACCAUAAAAACACUAACAAAAUCUGUUUUAGGAGAAAAUGGCCUCUUUUGAGAGAAAAUGGCCACUUUAGGGACAAAAUGGACUAUUUUAAAGAGAAAAUAGCCUCUUUUGGGAGAAAAUGGGUAUACGUGUUGUCUAAACACUCUAAUCCAUCCCUAACUCUUAUAAUUAGUCAAAUGCAUUGGAUUGUGAAACAUUUUGACCAUAAAAACACUAACAAAACUGGAGAAAAUAGCCUCUUCUGGGAGAAAAUGGUCUGUUUUAGGAGAAAAUGGCCUCUUCUGGGAGAAAUUGGUCAAAUGCAUUGGAUUGUGACACAUUUUGACCAUAGAAACACUAACAAAACUGGAGAAAAUGGGUAUAAGUGUUGUCUAAACACUCCUAAUCCAUCUCUAACUCUUAUAAUUACCUCUUCUGAGAGAAAAUGGCCUCUUUUGGGACAAAAUGGGUAUAAGUGUUGUCUAAACACUCCUAAUCCAUCUCUAACUCUUAUGAUUAGUCAAAUGCAUUGGAUUCUGACACAUUUUGACCAUAAAAACACUAACAAAAGUCCUCUUUUGGGAGAAAAUAGGAGAAAAUGGCCUCUUCUGGGAGAAAUUGGGUAUAAGUGUUGUCCAAACAUUCCUAAUCUAUCUUUAUCUCUUAUAAUUAGUCAAAUGCAUUGGAUUGUGACACAUUUUGACCAUAGAAACACUAACAAAACUGGAGAAAAUGGGUAUAAGUGUUGUCUAAACACUCCUAAUCCAUCUCUAACUCUUAUAAUUACCUCUUUUGGGAGAAAAUGGGUAUACGUGUUGUCUAAACACUCUAAUCCAUCCCUAACUCUUAUAAUUAGUCAAAUGCAUUGGAUUGUGACACAUUUUGACCAUAAAAACACUAACAAAACUGGAGAAAAUGGGUAUAAGUGUUGUCUAAACACUCCUAAUCCAUCUCUAACUCUUAUAAUUACCUCUUCUGAGAGAAAAUGGCCUCUUUUGGGACAAAAUGGGUAUAAGUGUUGUCUAAACACUCCUAAUCCAUCUCUAACUCUUAUGAUUAGUCAAAUGCAUUGGAUUCUGACACAUUUUGACCAUAAAAACACUAACAAAAGUCCUCUUUUGGGAGAAAAUAGGAGAAAAUGGCCUCUUCUGGGAGAAAUUGGGUAUAAGUGUUGUCCAAACAUUCCUAAUCUAUCUUUAUCUCUUAUAAUUAGUCAAAUGCAUUGGAUUGUGACACAUUUUGACCAUAGAAACACUAACAAAACUGGAGAAAAUGGGUAUAAGUGUUGUCUAAACACUCCUAAUCCAUCUCUAACUCUUAUAAUUACCUCUUUUGAGAGAAAAUGGCCUCUUUUGGGACAAAAUGGGUAUAAGUGUUGUCUAAACACUCCUAAUCCAUCUCUAACUCGAGAAAAUGGGUAUAAGUGUUGUCUAAACACUCCUAAUCCAUCUCUAACUCUUAUAAUUACCUAUUUUAAAGAGAAAAUAGCCUCUUUUGGGAGAAAAUGGGUAUACGUGUUGUCUAAACACUCUAAUCCAUCCCUAACUCUUAUAAUUAGUCAAAUGCAUUGGAUUGUGACACAUUUUGACCAUAAAAACACUAACAAAACUAGAGAAAAUGGGUAUAAGUGUUGUCUAAACACUCCUAAUCCAUCUCUAACUCUUAGAAUUACCUCUUUUGGGACAAAACGGCCUCUUUUGGGAGAAAAUGGGUAUAAGUAUUGUCUAAACACUCCUAAUCCAUCUCUAACUCUUAUAAAAUGUCAAAUGCAUUGGAUUGUGACACAUUGUGACCAUAAAAACACUAACAAAACUCCUCUUUUAGGAGAAAAUAGCCUCUUUUGGGAGAAAAUGGAUGCAAUGGGUCAGGUUGUCGAUCAGUCUGGAAUCCAAGAUCUUAACGCUAACAACAAGCCCACCAAAAAAAUCGAUUUCCAUUUGAGAGAUCAGAAUGACACUCGCUUGGCAUGUAUACUUUGGGGGAAGUAUGCUGAGAUUGUUGACCAAGCUUUUGACUAA